Molecule: messenger RNA, 682 nt
Organism: Prunus persica (peach)
Lineage: Eukaryota; Viridiplantae; Streptophyta; Magnoliopsida; Rosales; Rosaceae
Product: LYR motif-containing protein 4
Exons: 2
Coding region: 112-390 (92 amino acids)
Biological process (GO): iron-sulfur cluster assembly
Source: RefSeq, a predicted model, not a curated record
AUAUUGGGAAGCUUCUCUAUUAACGAAAGCCUCAAACUUUCGUUCAGAGUCGAACUCUCUCUCGCUCUUUCUGGUUUUCUAGAGAAGCUUAGAGGAGGCGCCAUUUUCGACAUGAGUAUAGCGGCCGGAGCUCCUUCUCGAGCGGAGGUGCUCACACUGUUCCGCUCUUUUCUUCGCGUGGCUCGCAAAUUCACAGACUACAACAUCAGAGAGUAUACGAAACGCAGAACCAUCGACGCGUUUCGUCAGAAUCGGAACCUCACGGACCCAUCUGCCAUUUCCGCUGCGUUUUCAGAUGGCAAGGCUCAGUUCGAGGUCGCCAAUCGGCAGGCUGUUGUUUACUCUCUCUACGCUCCAAAGCUCAAGAGCGUCAUGGAGGUUCAGAAGUAAAUCAAGCACUAGAAUUGGUUCGUCUCCAGGUUCGCGGCCUUUUCACUUAUGUCGAUGCACGAUUUCAGGGAACUUUGUAACGCUGUAGCUCAUUGAAGACCUGAGGGUUUAAACUUUGUAUGUUAAGCCUUUGAGUUUGAAGACCGGAGUUAUUGAGGUGUAAUUAGUUAUGGAAAUUGAGUUCAGUUGAUGAAUAUUUGUUUGCAUUUUUUAUAAUAAAGAAGAACUUUGUGACCUCCUCUUUUGGUACGCAUUCGUAAAGCUUAAAUUUAAUAACAUCAAUGAUUAUGCA